GAGGCUGUUGGAUUCCUGUCAGCUAUUGGGGUGUUUAUUAUCUUGAUGCUGCUCCUUUUUCUCUAUAUUAACAAGAAGUUGUGUUUUGAAAAUGUUGGUGGCUUUCCAGAUCUUGGUUCAGGAUACAGUACAAGGGAGAAUUCACAAGAUAAAAUUUAUAAUACAUAUAUGGAUAAAGAUCAGCAUGGUUCAUCCUCUGAAAGUGAAGAUGAAGCACUGGGUAAAUACCAUGAAGCCUUGUCCAGGACACACAAUUCCAGGCUGUCAGUGGCAGGUGGAAGACAAAAGAAUUAUGUUUGGGAGACCAGACAAAAAUACAGUCCUCUAUCUGCAGAGUAUGAUGGAUAUAGUAGUGAAGCAUCAAUAGAUGAAGCAAACUGCAUUCAAAGAAUGAGAAGAACACCUCCACUGGAUGAAUUGCAGCCACCACCAUAUCAGGAUGACAGUGGCUCUCCUCAUCUUUCAUGUACACCUUCAGAGAUUGGUGACAGUAAAUGUGAAUUUUCUCACUGUAGCAACAGUCCAAGAUGUUCAUACAAUAAAUGCCCAAGCGAAGGAAGUACAGGACAUGAAAUAGAAAGUUUUCAUAAUAAAGGCUAUGAAGAGGAUGUGCCCAGUGACAGUACUGCUGUUCUUAGCCCAGAAGAUGUGUCAGCUCAAGGAUCAUCUUCACAACUUCCUAAACAUUUUGAUCCUGAGCCAGAAGCUAAAUAUGGCACCCUGGAUGUGACUUUUGACUAUGACUCACAAGAACAGAAGCUCCUAGUAACAGUGACAGCUGUCACAGACAUCCCAACAUAUAACAGGACCGGCAGCAACUGCUGGCAAGUGCACCUUGUUCUUCUGCCCAUAAAAAAGCAGAGAGCCAAGACAAGCAUCCAGCGAGGGCCAUGCCCUGUCUUCACAGAAACAUUCAAGUUCAACCAUGUUGAAUCUGAGAUGAUUGGAAAUUAUGCUGUUCGUUUUAGACUCUAUGGUGUACGUCGCAUGAAAAAAGAAAAGAUUGUAGGGGAAAAAAUUUUUUAUUUAACAAAACUGAACCUUCAAGGGAAGAUGUCAUUACCUGUGAUUCUGGAACCUUCUUACAGUAUUUCCGGCUGUGGCUCCCAGAUGAGCAUGUCAGAAAUGUCCUGUAGUGAAAGUACAUCUUCUUGUCAGUCUCUAGAACAUGGCUCAACUCCAGAAAUCCUCAUUGGCCUGCUUUAUAAUGCCACAACUGGCAGAUUAUCGGCAGAAGUGAUAAAAGGCAGCCACUUCAAAAACUUGGCAGCAAACAGACCACCCAAUGGACUGUUCUGUUGUCUAAAACACUUGAUAGGUGGACAGGUUUAUAUAAUCCGAGAUACCUAUGUUAAAUUAACUCUACUGAAUUCCAUGGGUCAAGAGAUGUCCAAAUGCAAGACAUCCAUCCGCAGAGGGCAGCCAAAUCCCAUAUACAAGGAAACCUUUGUUUUUCAAGUGGCACUGUUUCAGCUUUCAGAUGUGACGCUUAUACUGUCCGUGUAUAACAAGCGCAGCAUGAAACGAAAAGAGAUGAUAGGCUGGAUUUCUCUAGGUCUCAACAGCUCAGGAGAGGAGGAGCUCAAUCAUUGGACUGAAAUGAAGGAGUCAAAAGGACAACAAGUAUGUAGAUGGCACUCACUAUUAGAGUCAUAA
This is a messenger RNA of Gracilinanus agilis (Agile Gracile Mouse Opossum), 1656 nucleotides long. It is a transcript of the gene SYT14, whose product is annotated as synaptotagmin 14. The coding region runs from base 46 to 1656 and encodes 536 amino acids. The record is from RefSeq and is a predicted model, not a curated record. NCBI's taxonomy places the organism in Eukaryota, Metazoa, Chordata, Mammalia, Didelphimorphia, Didelphidae. The transcript has 7 exons.